AAUAAAGUUAACUUGUAUGUCCUUAAGAAUUCUGAAUUUAUUUUGGUGUUAUAAUUAGGAAAAUUGAUGCUUUUUGUUUAAAAUUCAAAUUUUUUUAUAAGCCCUCUCUAUAUUCAAAUCCUUACCCUCGUUAAAGGCAAAAGACAAAGUGUUCGGUUCGUCUUAAUCUUGUAUUUUGUGCUUCUUGAUUUACCAUGGAUUCAUAGAUGAUAGAUGGGAGGGGAAAGAAAGAUAACAACUUUCAUGUGUUUAGGAAUAGAACUAUAGAAGAUUUAGGAAUAAUAGAGAGAAUGUAAAGCAGAAUAAAAAGCUGUUAGGGAAAGAAUAAAGAAUACCCACCAACGAAAACUAAAAUAUACAGAAAAACAUACUCUACCAAUCUCCAAAGACUUUAUAUGCCUCGUAAAACCCAAAUUCAAGCGAUGACUUCUUGUUUCCAUUUCCUUUGAAGAUUCUAAAACCUCCAUUUGGAAACAAAAUUUUUGGUCAUUUUCAUUCUUCUUGAAUUAUAAUUGUCUUCCGUCCUGUAUUGGACAAUUCUGUUUAGUCAGCGCCUCUUAAUUGAUCAUCAUCUAGACGUCCACAUCACAAAUCACUAUUCUUCUUCUUAUUAAUCACCACUUAUGCAUUCCAGCAAUUAAACUCCGAACUGGUUUGUCGCACGAUGAUAUUGUUGACGAAGUCCCCUCUCGCUGGGGAUCUUUGCGCCUUAACUUUCUCCAUUUGUGUCGCACUCUCUUUGCUUCGAUGUUUUGAAGAAACUGCAAGAAGAGGAGUUUUCGACCAGAAACUAAACAGGAAGCUCGUGCAUAUAACGUUUGGACUACAGUUCAUGUUAUGCUGGCCGCUCUUCAGUUCAGGAAGUCAAGGAGCAUUCAUGGCAGCUGUGGUGCCAGGUGUCAACAUAGUGAAAGUGCUGCUCAUUGGAUAUGGGAUAGUGAAAGACGAGGCCACUGUCAAAUCUAUGAGCAGAUUUGGAGACCACAGGGAACUUAUAAGGGGUCCUUUGUACUAUGUUUGUACAAUCACAUUGUGUUGUACAGUCUACUGGAGAACAUCACCUAUUGCCAUUGCUGCAAUGUGUAAUCUUUGUGCUGGAGAUGGCAUUGCUGACAUUAUUGGAAGGAGAUUCGGAAAGAAGAAAAUUCCUUAUAAUACUGAUAAAUCUUUUGCAGGUUCCAUUGCCAUGGCAGUUGCUGGUUUCAUUGCUUCUGUUGGGUACAUGUACUAUUUCUCAAUGUUUGGCUUUGUUGAGAAAAAAUCUAAAAUGGUGGUGGGCUUCUUCGUGGUGUCUCUUAUGAGUGCGUUCGUUGAGUCUCUCCCAAUAAGCACUAAAUUAGACGACAAUCUGACUGUGCCUCUUGCCAAUGUGUUGCUAGGAACUUUGGUAUUCUUGUAAAUGUAUUGAGCUGAAAUAUGUGAUUAUUUGUUGUAAAAUGUUAGUCAAAUCGAUUAUAGUCAUGUACGUGUUAUGUUGAUUAGAACUUGCACCAAUUUAUGUACACAAAUGUUGGUUUUAAUUGCAGAAUUGUUCUUGUCUAAUUGUAG
Molecule: messenger RNA, 1548 nt
Organism: Lactuca saligna
Lineage: Eukaryota; Viridiplantae; Streptophyta; Magnoliopsida; Asterales; Asteraceae
Source: the annotation of a GenBank genome assembly